CACAUGGGUUGCAGGCCGGCGACACCACACAUAGGCCUACUUAUUUUGCGUUUUUAGCUGGCUCGUUUUUUUGUUGUUGCAUGAAACAAGAAAAAACAAUCAGAAAAGUAUUAAAUAUAAUGGGACCAAGUGAUGAAAGGAAUAAUGUUUAAAUGUAGUAUGUUUUUAUGUGCUUUUGAAAACGUAUCUUGAUAUCCAAACGCUCAUUAGGUCUGAAUAUAGCUGUCACCAUGCUAUCAUGGUGCUCUGGUUUGGUUACUUGUAGCCACUAGUCGGCCCGCUGCGGUGCAGCCAUAGCCUAGGCUACUGUCCGGGUCAGCCUCGCUCGCUGUGGGAAGUGAGCGGGCAUUCAGAGAGGAUGCUGAGGCCUGCCAGUCCCACGACACAUCCACCAUUAACCCAGGGCUAUUAGGCUAGUCCGGGCUAUGGCUGCACCCAUCGCACAUUUCGACGACGACUGGCCGAUCUUGGGUGAUUUGAGCAUGGUUUCAGGCCAGAGGCUGCUGCCGCAGAAGGGCCGUGCUGUAGCCUCCGCCGCGGGGGAAGCAGCACCGCAGCUUCUCCUGGACGAUGAUGAUGAGGAUAUCCCGGAGCUGCGAGACAGCAGCUCCUCCCUGGGGGGAACCGGCGCUUUCAGGUCCACGGAGGACCUGGUGAACGAUUUUGACGAGAAGUUAUCCGUGUGCUUCCGAAAUUUCAACGCCAAGACGGAGAGCAUCGCUCCUGUGAAUGUGAUAAACGAGGACUCGCUGCUGGAGAAAGACGAAAUCUGGAAGGUUUUGACCAGUAACUAUGGCAGUGUGAUGCCGGUGGAUUGGAAACAGUCUCGAACGUGCUCCCUCCACAUCCCCACAUUCAACCUGGAGGAGAAGCCUAGAAAGACUGAUGUCACGGCAGAGCUGUCGGACGAUGAGGAGCUGAGGGAGCAGCUGGACAUGCACUCCAUCAUCGUCUCCUGCCUCGCAGAGGAGCCCCUUUUCACAGCAGAGCAGGUUAUCGAGGAGAUAGAGGAGAUGAUGCAGGACUCCCCCGACAUGGAGGCAGGGCACAAUCCCUCUCAGUCGGACCUCUCGAUGCUCUCCCUGGACGUCCAGCGGUCCACCCGGAGCCCCAGCUAUGAGUCGAGGGUGAGGACCCUGAGUGUUGCCGAGCUGAAUGAACGUCUGGAGGAGACGGAGACGAUCAUCAGGAGGUUCUCAGAGGAGCUGGUGCAGCAGCUGGCUCUCAGGGAUGAGCUGGACUUUGAGAAAGAGGUGAAGAACAGCUUCAUCUCAGCGCUCAUUGAUGUACAGAACCGACAGAAGGAGCACCGAGAGCUGCUGAAGAAGAAGAAGAAGCUUAAAGGUGGAGCCGGGACGUCGCAGGGCCACGCGGAGAAGACGCUCGGAUCACGCUUCAGCAUGGAGGGAAUCUCCUCUGUCAUUCAUAACAGCUUCCGGCAAACCUUUGGAAGCGGGUGCAGUGAAAGACAGUAUUUAACCACAGUCAUCCCCUAUGAGAAAAAGGGACACCCUCCGUCGCUUGAGGACCUCCAGAUCCUGACUAAGAUCCUACAAGCUAUGAGAGACGACAGUGAAAAGGUGCCCAGUCUCUUAACAGACUAUAUUCUCAAAGUGCUUUGCCCAACGUAGACCAGAGGGACGGUGCCCAACACUCUGCAGAGGCUUCAGAUGGUUUACCAUGGCAACAAGAUGAAGAGGACUCAUUGUAUUAUUUGCAGACAUGAAGCACAAUUAAUUUAUUCCUGCAUGUUUUUACCUCAAGAUGUAUCUUUUUCUGUGUUCGUUUCUUCAUUUAAUUGUAUUUAUUUUGUGUUGAGCAUUGUGAUUUUGCAAACCCUGUGUUCCUGUGAAUUUCGACUUCUUUUCAGUGUUUUUUAAUUUCCCUGCACUGUGAAAAAGUAUCUUAAGUAUGAUAAAUGAUAUAAGACUACCAGCGUAGAAGCUGAACUGUUUGGAAACUGAGCUCUGCUUGUUGGUUAGAAGUAAUAGCUGAGCUACAAUGCAAAGGGCUUUGUAUUUAUCUGAAGUGCUUAACUAUUCACUGAGCAAUGAACAAAUUCACAAAGCAUGUUAAAGUUGCAGUAAUAGAGGAUUAUAAAAAGAGCUUUUCAAGCAUCAAAACUGUAAAGCGUACACAGAGACAUCAAUAUGUAUCACAGCAGCACAUGAGGCACAUCAGAGAAGCAGAAAGGGAUGGGAUACAGACACAUAGGACAUAAUGUAAUGAAAAUAAAUAAUAUAGUUAGUUACCUUAAACCUGUGUGCAUAAACAUAUUGUAAAACCAUCAUAUAAUUCAACACAGCCUUCCAUGUAGCAGCAAAGUGUGUUAUCUGCUUUCAUCUCAGCAGCACACUGCAUACAUACAUCAUUAUUAUUCUGUGGAAGAUAAAGUGUUGAUGGUCGAGUUGAAAUGAACCAAUUUACUAACUAUGCAUUUGAUUGAAUACUUAAUUAUGACCCAUGCACUGUCUGUACUUUUGUGACGCUGACUGGAACUUUGAAUCGCGAGCGUCGACGUGCCUGCUGCGCACAGGGCAGCCUGUUACUCUGUAUGUAUUUUUGUAUAUGUACACACAUGCCUUUUGGUCUUUGCCUGAACUUUUGUACAUUAUAAAUAACUUAUUUUCAAUGAAUGUCAAACUGCUGGACUACUUUUAGA
Messenger RNA from Perca flavescens (yellow perch), 2662 nucleotides. RefSeq names its product fasciculation and elongation protein zeta 2a (gene fez2a). NCBI's taxonomy places the organism in Eukaryota, Metazoa, Chordata, Actinopteri, Perciformes, Percidae. Gene Ontology annotation, cellular component: axon; cytoplasm. Bases 426 to 1631 code for a protein of 401 amino acids. The transcript is spliced from 9 exons. The record is from RefSeq and is a predicted model, not a curated record.